Molecule: messenger RNA, 148 nt
Organism: Racocetra fulgida
Lineage: Eukaryota; Fungi; Glomeromycota; Glomeromycetes; Diversisporales; Gigasporaceae
Source: the annotation of a GenBank genome assembly
GCUAUGUUGUUAGCCCCAAUAGAGUAUCUACUGACCCCCGAAAGGACGUCAAGUAUCAAUGGUCAUCCAAACAGGAAACCACCUUUCAGGCCUUAAAAGAAAAACUCACCACGGCCCCCGUCGUUGCCUACCCUAAUUUUUCACAAGA